AUCAGUUUAUAAUCUGUUCUCGAGCGUAAUUGUUGUUUAGUUUAGAGUUAAGUGUUAGUACCGGACUUCUUGUUUGUGUGUUUGUGUUUGCUUGUACAUCAUCGUUUUCAACAAAAUUCACGCAGAGAUGGCUGCAUGCGAAUAAUGCGAGAGCAAGUGAGACGGAAAUUCAAGUGAGAAAUCGACCAACAAAUUUUAGUAUUUUGUUGCCUUUAUGUAAAUUCCAUAAAAAAUUAAUGUGGAUUACUGUUCAAAAGUUAAAGUUUUCAUUAAAAUGGAAUUGAAUUCCACAAAGAUAAAAUAGUGCAUGUCGGAUAAAUGGAAAAGCCAAACCAAAAUCAAAUUCAAUUGGGGCUUCAACAACCAGUCAGUCAGCCCUACCAUUAGUGUGCGUGUGUGUGUAUAUCGUUUUAGGUUAAAGGAAACAAAAAAAAAAAACAAAUCAAAAUUAAAACCAAUUGUUGAUUAUGGAAAUAAAUUAGUCUAAGUAAAAAUAAUGUUAAAAAAUAAUGCUCAUCAUUACCAUCGUCAUGAUUAACAACAACGAAAUGAAUGAAAGUUGAGAGAAGCAAAAAGUAAAGUGGUAACAGCACAACAACAAUAACAUAAAGGCAUACCCAUACGAAACUCACAUUCUCUCAAACAUACUUCCAAACGAACGAUUUAUUACUACUGACACCAUCAGUCCGCCGACUGACCAACUACUUACUCUGUAUAUAACCAGUUCUAAAUGAGAAAGUGUAUAUUUUAUGCUGUUGCUGUUUGAAAAAAGCUAAACGUAAAAAAUCCAAGAACAUGCAGUUGUGCUCAUACUCUUACACACAAAGGCAAUUAGUUAAAUGCAAAUAAACAAACCUUUUGAAGUUAUCGAAGAAUUUGAAUAACAGAAAUUCCUUCCUCAAAAGCACGAACGCCCCACGCACUCAUUCAUGUGCUAACGGUGUGCCUCUUGCGAAACAAAGAAUACUCUUCGGUUCUCAAUGAUUUGAAAUCGAAACGAAAUACAUUCGGGAUAGUUAAACAAACUAAAAAAAACAAAACCGCAACAUAAUAUAAUGCCGUCAUUAAUAUUAAAACCGUCAUCGUUCUCGGCGUUAUUGGACCUACAACAACAAAAAAACUACCACUACCACAACCAACACCUACACUGCAAUCAAUCACAGCCUAGAGGAGAGAAACAACGAAGAACGACAAUAACAAAACAAAUAUCAGCAACAUCAGAACCAACAAAAACAAAUUUGGCCAUGUCUGCCACCAACAUCCACACCACCACCACCACUAAUACUGCGACGACGAUAAAGUAUGCGUCAGCAAAUCAUGAACAAAAUGACAGCCAACUUGGUGCAACAACGAACAACAUCUAUAGCACUAACAACAAGAACAACUACAGUAGUACAAGAUCAUAUCGGAGCCUGACCACAACAGCAACAACACUGCCAUGGCUUUGUUGUGUUUUGAUGUUUCUUCUCCUGUCAAUGGAAUCGCCUUUUGUUGCGGCCACUUCCAAAGAAGCUUAUUUCAAUGGAUCAGCAUACCUGCGUUUGUUAUCUCCAAUGCCUAUAUGGGAUCAUUCGGCCAUCAGUUUUCGCUCUUGUCGAGGUGGUGAAAUUUUGGCCCAGCAAUACAAUAAGAAUUCGAUUGUCAUCUCUGUGAUAAAUGAUUUCCUGCAAAUCUCUCUGGCCGGUCCGGCGGUGAUAGGACCCAACAAUCGAGUGGACGUCAAGUACUCAUACCAUUUGCUGGACAACAGAUGGCAUACGCUACAAUUCAAAUAUGAAUAUGGCAAUUUACUCCUGUUCAUCGACCGCGAGUCCAGACUGUUUGCUAAUUCCACCUAUAACAGUCAGUUCCUCACCAACCAGGAUAUAGGCAAUGAGGCUGCCAUCUUAAUUUUGGGCAACUCAUUUACGGGCUGUUUGCAAGAUGGACCUGGUCUGCAGUUCAUCAAUGACUCCAUGACGGUACAGAAUGCUGUGUUCGGUCCGUGCCCCUUGGGCAGUGGCCCCUGUUCAGAUCAUGACAUUCCGCUGAGGAAUCAAGACUUUUGCGCCAACGACCCCUGCAUGGGCUAUGGCCAGUGCAUUUCCCAUGCCGAUGGAUAUGAGUGUCGCUGCACUGCCCGGUAUUCGGGGAAAAAUUGUCAAAUGGAUAAUGGUUCGCCUUGCGAUCGCAAUCCUUGCUCAAAUGGCGGCACCUGCUUCGAAGACAGCCGCGGAGACUACCAAUGCAUUUGCAAUCCCAAUCACACUGGGAAACACUGUGAGACUGAAAUAAAUAUUAACCCCCUGUGCCAGAUCAAUCCGUGUCUUAACAAUGGUGCCUGUGUGGUGGCUGCUGGCAGCAACUCCAUUGAGUGUGAGUGCCCCAAGGGGUAUACAGGCAGUCAUUGCGAAAUCGACAUGGACGAUUGUGCCUCCCAACCGUGCCAAAACAAUGGAAAAUGUGUGGAUAAGGUCAAUGGAUUUUUCUGCGAUUGCACCAACACCGGAUUCCUGGGACCGCUGUGCCAAACAAACAUCGACGAAUGCGAUAUGAAGCCCUGCCGUAAUGGCGGCAAAUGCUUCGACACCAAUGGCUGGUACAUCUGCCAAUGUAUGGAGGGCUGGGCCGGGGAGGUCUGCGAAAAGCCCAUCAGUUGCAAGACCCAGCAGUGUCUAAACGGCGGCACCUGCAUCGACAAGCAAAUUGGUAUGCACUGUCUGUGUCCCCCAGGCUUUUCUGGAGAACUCUGCCAACAAGGACCGCCGCCCUGUCCUCAGUGUCCCAUCGAUUCGGAAUGUGUAGCAGGGAAAUGCGUCUGCAAGCCAGGAACCUCAGAAGCUUCCGAUUCACCCGCUUCACAUGAAAAUCAGGUGGUAGCAGUGCCGCAAUGCAAUGGCGGCAAAAGUAAGCGUUACAUACCGCCGGAGUGGCUUAAGAAGAAGAGAUGUGAGCUAAAAAUGAGCCCUAUAGGUCAUUGCAUCCCUGUAGAGAGUACCACUAUAAUGCCAACUGCACCACCUACGCUUGUCGUGAGUAGUAGUGCGUCGUCGCCUGUAGUAAACAAUCAACAGUCAUCCCGAUCGGCUCAAUUGAAUGCAUGCUCCUCUGACAAAUGCUUAAAUGGCGGCACUUGUCAGGGCUUUGCCACAAACUAUACAUGUAUCUGUGCCCUCGGAUUCAAAGGUUUCAAUUGUGAGCAGCCCACCACGGAUGUGACCUCCAGUAUAGCUGCUGUGGGAACUGGCUGCAAAUGUCUGAAUGGUGGCACCUGCUCGUUGAAUGGCACCCACUGUUAUUGUCCCACCGGCUACUCGGGCGAUCGAUGUGAGAAACUAGAACCUUGUACCCUAAACAAUUGCCAAGAACCCAUGAUUUGUGCUCAGAACAAGUGCAUAUGUCCCCAGGACAAGGUGUGUACUCAGUGUGCCUCUCAGCCUUGUCGCAAUGGCGGCAUGUGCUCGGAUCUUCCCAACGGCGACUACGAGUGCAAGUGCCCCGCUGGCUGGACGGGUCGCAAUUGUGUGAAGGACGUCGACGAAUGUGCCAUAUCGCCCAAAAUUUGUGGCAAUGGCAUCUGUAAGAACGAAGAGGGAUCCUACAAAUGCUAUUGUACGCCCGGUUUCACAGGAAUCCAUUGCGAUUCCGAUGUGGAUGAGUGUUUGAGUCACCCCUGCCAGAAUGGAGCAACGUGUCACAAUAAGAUCAAUGCUUACAAAUGCGUUUGCCCUGCCGGUUACAAGGGUCUUAACUGCGAAAUCGACAUUGAUGAGUGCGCAAGUAAUCCGUGUUUCAAUGGUUCCACUUGCAUAGAUUUGAUCAACAAUUUCACCUGCUCCUGCAUACCCGGAAUGACGGGGCGCUUUUGUGAAAUCGACAUCGACGAUUGCAUAUCGGGACCAUGUCAGCACAAUGGCAUUUGCAUCGACGAAUUGGGUGGCUUCCAUUGCAAUUGCAGCUCGACCGGAUACGAGGGAAGAUAUUGCGAAUCGAACAUAGACGAGUGCGCCACUAACCAAUGCACCAAUGGUGCCGAGUGCAUAGACCAAGUCAAUGAUUACUUCUGCAAAUGCUUCCCCGGGUUUCGAGGCAAAAACUGUGACAUUGAUAUUAACGAGUGCGAAAGUAAUCCGUGUCAGUUCAACGGCAUUUGCCUGGAGCGUUCCAACAUGACAUUAUACGCCUUGAGUCAAACCAUGGACUUGCCCAGUGUUUUCAGUCAGCCUUUUAGUUUCCAAAAUGCCAGCGGCUAUGAAUGUGUUUGUGUGCCUGGCAUAGUGGGCAAGAAUUGUGAAACCAAUAUCAACGAGUGUGAAAAUAAUCGUUGCGGCAAGCACGGCACCUGCAAUGAUGGGAUUGGCACCUAUACAUGCGAAUGUGAUCCCGGAUUUGAGGGUACCUAUUGCGAAAUCAACAUCGACGAAUGUGACCGCUAUAGUCCAUGUGGCGAUCACGGCACUUGCAUUGAUCAAGUCAACGACUACGAGUGCGAUUGUGAUGCCAUGUAUGGGGGCAAGAAUUGCUCGGUCCCUUUGAUAGGCUGCUUGAGCGCACCCUGUUCGAAUGGUGGCAUCUGCAAACCAUAUUUGGUUAACGAAACCGAGCAUCUCUUCAACUGUUCCUGCCAACAUGGCUUCCAGGGCUAUACCUGUGAGAAGACAACCACCAUAUCGAUGGUAGUCAGCAGCCUAAUCACGGUUAAGACGCAACGAGAGGAAGGCUAUGACAUAAAUCUCCAGUUUCGCACCACCUUGCCCAAUGGGGUAUUGGCCUUUGGAACUUCGGGGGGCCAAAAUGAACCGGUCAGCUACAUAUUGGAGCUCAUCAAUGGGCGGCUAAACUUGCACUCGUCUCUGCUGAAUAAAUGGGAAGGGGUUUUCAUUGGGUCCAAUCUGAAUGACAGCAACUGGCAUAAGGUGUUUGUGGCCAUUAAUACCUCGCAUUUGGUUCUAUCGGCAAAUGAUGAGCAGGCCAUAUUCCCCGUAGGCUCCUACGAGACUUCGAAUGGCAGUCAGCAGCCCUCAUUUCCACUGACCUACUUGGGUGGCACCAUUCCCAACUUGAAGUCAUACCUAAGACAUUUGACCCACCGUCCGUCGAGCUUUGUGGGUUGUAUGCAGGACAUUGUUGUGAAUGGCAAAUGGAUUUUCCCCGAGGAACAAGGCUUGGAUAACGACACCAAGUUAACCCACAUACAAAGUGGAUGUCCCCGAACCGAGCAAUGUAAUCCGAACCCCUGUCAUUCAAAUGGCAAGUGUACAGAUCUGUGGCAUACUUUUGCCUGUACCUGCCAACGGCCCCAUUUCGGAUACACUUGCAUAUACAAUAUAACGGCUGCCACCUUUGGCCAUGAGAACACCACACACUCCGCCGUUAUUGUGGAAACCAAUGAUGUUGCCCGACGAGCCAUUCGGUCAGUGCUAGAUAUUUCCAUGUUCAUACGAACAAGGCAACCGACAGGUCAGGUGUUUUAUCUGGGCAGUGAUCCACGCAAAGGCAAAGGAGCCGGUAAGCAGACCGAGCUUUUUCGACAACUAUUUUAUUUGUUAAUUUUGGAUUUUGUUUCAGAUGCAGGCAGUUCGUAUGUGGCUGCAAAACUACAAGGUGGAGAGUUAUUGGUCCGCAUGCAAUUCAAUGGAACGCCCGAGGCAUACACUGUGGGUGGAAAUAAACUGGACAACGGCUAUAACCACUUAAUUGAAGUAGUGCGAAAUCAAACGUUGGUGCAGGUCAAGCUGAAUGACACAGAAUACUUCCGCAAGACAUUGUCUUCGACUGGUCUGUUGGAUGCACAAGUCCUGUAUUUGGGUGGCCCGGCUCCUACCACACCCCCAACUGAAGCACCUAUAGUGGCCGGCAGUGAGGUGGGAACGACGGAAUAUGCCACCAUAAAGCCUGAAGAUUACUUCAAGGGUAUUAUACAAGAUGUUAAGGUUAGCAACGGCUCCCACACAAUGAUUGUGGAGCUAUAUCCCUUGGAGGAAGAAGAUUUAGCCUUGCCACCUUCCUUCGGUACCAUAACAAUAGAUAGAACAUCAGUAUUAAAGGGAGAAGUUUCCGAUGACUUGUGUCGCAAGAAUCCUUGCAGGCACAAUGCCGAAUGCCGCAACACCUGGAAUGACUACAUAUGCAAGUGUCCAAAUGGCUAUAAGGGCAAGGACUGUCAGGAGAUAGAGUUCUGCCAAUUGGUGACAUGCCCUGGAAACAGUAUUUGUCAAAAUCUCGAUGAUGGCGGCUACGAAUGUCUAACCAACAUCACAUUUAGAGGCAACGAAAAGGCUCCGCUCUCCUUCUCGUUUUACAAGGAACCGCAUCUGGCGGAGGAAACAAAGCCCAAACUUAAGCCCGUCAUUGAAAUAGCUUAUCGCACUCGUGCAGGCGGCACCCUGCUGUAUUUGGAGAACCAAGAUAGUUUCUUUGAAAUAGGUGUCAACCAAGGCCAAGUAACGGUUACAUGGAAGUUCAAUCAGGAUCCCUUGGGUGAUACAAAACGCUUUAGCAAAGACAAUUCCGAUGGCAUUGAAUGGAGUCGAAUAUUUUUGAGGGCUCAAAAUGGCAAACUGGAAGGGGGAUGGAAGGGCUGGGAAAGUAUGGUCGACCCUUCACCCUCCUUCUCGGCGGACAUUGAUAUCCACGCUUUUGAGGAGCUGAUAUCAAGUGGUGCUCAGGUUUAUUUGGGCGGCAUGCCCACAGAAAGUCAUCAGUCGCGUGGAACUCUAUCAUCACAACAAGGCUCCCAGUUCAAGGGCUGCCUGGGAGAAGCUCGUGUGGGAGAUUUGCUAUUGCCCUAUUUUACCAAUGACGAAAUGUAUCCCCGAACCGAGAAUGUGUCCGUACAACCCAGUGUACAAUUUCGUUUGAAUUCCACAAGACCCGAUGAAGGAUGCAUUCUUUGUUUCAAGAGUGAUUGUAAAAAUGGCGGAUUCUGCAGCUCUCCCUCCGAAAGCUAUGCCUGUACCUGCCAGGCCGGGUACGAUGGCAAUGACUGCUCGAAUGACAUUGACGAAUGCGCCACAGCGAUGUGUGAGAACAACUCCACAUGUAUUGACAAGGUGGCCGACUUCUUCUGCUCCUGUCUGCCGGGCUACGAUGGACGCUUCUGUGAGAACAACAUUGACGAGUGCCUAGACGAGCCUUGCCACAAUGGGGGCAAUUGUACAGACCUUAUAGCAGCCUUUAAGUGUGACUGCACAGAUGACUAUGCUGGACCUCAGUGCGACAUUCUAAAGCAGGUCACGUGUGAUAAUAACCCAUGUAAAAAUGGAUCAACGUGCCAGGAUAAAUUUAAUUCCCAAACGGGCAAUAAUUUCACAUGUACCUGUAUGCAAGGCUAUGAGGGGCCUCUGUGUGACACUCCCUUUUGCGAGGUAAAACCAUGCGAGCAUGGUGGUCUUUGCAUUAUAUCAGAAUCAAGGACCCCCAUUUGCCAAUGCAGUUUGGGUUACACCGGACCUCUGUGCGAAAGCGACAUCAACGAGUGCGAAUCGAAUCCCUGCUUCAAUGAUGGCAUUUGCACCGAUUUGGUUGGCGGCUACUCUUGCAAUUGCACUGAGACCGGUUUUGAGGGCGACAACUGCGAAAUCGACAUCGAUGAAUGUGCCAUGAGCGUAGAGUAUUGCGGCGGUCUCGGUAGAUGCAUCAAUCUGCCGGGCACCUUCAAGUGUAUAUGCCAAGACUCCUUCUGUGGGGCCUACUGCAACUUUACGGACCCCUGUAAACAGUCCGAUGUGCAGUUGUGCAUGAACGGCGGUACCUGUCAAGAAGCCUGCGGCGAUGAAGCAGACUACACUUGCAAUUGUACCGACGGCUACACUGGCAAAAAUUGCACAGUGCUGAUAACCGCUAAAGAGGAGCCCAGCACAGCGGACAUUGCCAUUAUAGUUAUACCCGUUGUUGUGGUCCUGCUGCUCGUCUGUGCCGGUCUACUGGUAACUUUUCUGGUUAUGGCACGCAACAAGCGCGCCACCCGGGGCACCUACAGCCCCAGUGCUCAGGAAUACUGCAAUCCCCGUCUGGAAAUGGACAAUGUGUUGAAACCCCCACCUGAAGAAAGGCUCAUUUAGUCAUAAAGUCACAUACAAGUGUUACUUACGUAUUUAUUUAAAUCAUUCCUAAUGCUAAUGUUCUAGAUCCUAAUGUACAUCUCUCAAUUGAUGAACAAUUCAAAAACAUUCCGCCCAUUUUCUAGAAAAUUUAUCCCUUUCUAAUAUACGUCUAACGAUACAUAUUUACAUACCUACUUAGUAUAACUGCAAGUUUCGAAGAAAAUUUCAUUAGUUAUUCCCUCCUCUAUUCCAUAAUGUAUUGAACGUGAAGUACUACUCGAAGAGUUGUCGUUCAAGUCAAAAUGACUUAAUAAACUUUUUGUAUUUUGUUAAGCUCGCCUCAAAGAAAA
Stomoxys calcitrans (stable fly) is the source of this 8374-nucleotide messenger RNA. RefSeq names its product protein crumbs (gene crb). Gene Ontology annotation, molecular function: calcium ion binding. The record is from RefSeq and is a predicted model, not a curated record. The transcript has 14 exons. Gene Ontology annotation, cellular component: protein-containing complex; plasma membrane. Bases 1056 to 8042 code for a protein of 2328 amino acids. Lineage: Eukaryota; Metazoa; Arthropoda; Insecta; Diptera; Muscidae. Gene Ontology annotation, biological process: establishment or maintenance of epithelial cell apical/basal polarity; heterophilic cell-cell adhesion.